GGGCACAGGUGGGUGGCACUGGUGGGCACAGGUGGGUGGGCACAGGUGGGUGGCACUGCUGGGCACAGGUGUGGCACUUCUGGGCACAGGUGUGUGACACUGCAGUGGCACAGGUGGGUGCACUGCUGGGCACAGGUGGGUGCACUGCUGGGCACAGGUGGGUGGAACUUGUGGGUGGCAUUGCUGGGCACCGAUCAUCAGGGCACUGAUCAUCAGUGCCCUGAUGAUCGGUGCCGAUCCCCGCUCUGACAACUGCCGGUUCUCGGCAGUACUUUCCUCACGAUCUGACAGCGUAAGGAAAGUGCAGCCGAGAACCGGCACUUGCAU
Molecule: messenger RNA, 327 nt
Organism: Staurois parvus
Lineage: Eukaryota; Metazoa; Chordata; Amphibia; Anura; Ranidae
Source: the annotation of a GenBank genome assembly